This is a messenger RNA of Lactuca virosa, 840 nucleotides long. The record is from the annotation of a GenBank genome assembly. NCBI's taxonomy places the organism in Eukaryota, Viridiplantae, Streptophyta, Magnoliopsida, Asterales, Asteraceae.
GGAAAGUAGAAAAAGUCGAUACGAUGGGAAGACUAUCGCCCCCUUCGCGACCUUUCUUCUCCUCUCAUGUCGGACAUCACCCUCCCUCUUUCUCUUUCUUCUUAUCUAUAGAGCUCUCUCACUCUCUUUUUCAAAUAUACAAAAGCUACGUUAUCUUUGAUAAUUCUUUUGUUAUUUAAACUCAAAACCCUUUAAAUGGACGCUGUAAUUGGAGGUGCUGAAGGAGAGAUUAGGGUUUAUUAUUUCAUUCCCAGAUUGAUCUCCGGCGCUAUCUCCGGUGCUCUUACUGGUCUCUUCGCAUUCGGUGGGGCCUUCACGGGUGCCAUCACUGGUGCUGUGGCAGGUAGAGCUUCUGAUUGUGGGGCCCUCCGUGGAGCUGGACUCGGUGCUCUUGCUGGAGCUGUUCUUUCUGUUGAGGUUUUAGAAGCUUCACGUGCUUAUUGGUCUCAAGAACUCGCUUCCAACAGAAACUCAUCAAUGGCAGAUUUUAUGGAGGAGCUUCUUCGUGGAAGGUUUUCAGAGGAACGUUUUCCACCUGAACUUUUAACAGCAUAUCAUUUUCAGCAGGUGAGCAUGAGUCCUGUUGAUGUACUUGAUUUUAAUGAUGACGUGGCACACAAAGGGUUGUCAGAUGAUUCAUUGAGACGUUUACCAUGGCACAAGAUUUCAGAUGAAAGUAAACCGAAUCAAACCAUUUGUUGCACAAUAUGUUUGCAGGAUGUUAAAGUUGGUGAAAUUGCUCGAAGCUUGCCUCAUUGUCAACACAUGUUUCACCAGAGUUGUGUGGAUAAGUGGUUAUCUAGACAUGGAUCAUGCCCCAUAUGCCGACAACAUGUAUGA